This is a messenger RNA of Scutellospora calospora, 1395 nucleotides long. The record is from the annotation of a GenBank genome assembly. NCBI's taxonomy places the organism in Eukaryota, Fungi, Glomeromycota, Glomeromycetes, Diversisporales, Gigasporaceae.
AUGAUAUGUAUUCUUGGAUUUAAUUGUAAAGAAAACGUAGAAUGGCUACGGGGAUAUGUUAAUAAUACAUAUUCAAACUUAUUUGAAUAUGCUAAAAAAUUAUUUAAUGCAGAAAAAAAACGUAUUACAAUGAUUAAUUCAGCAAAACAUAAGGCACAUAAACUAGAAAUUACUCAAGCAUUAGGAAUUCAAUUUCAAGAAGUACGUAAUGAAUUAAAAAAUACUAAAAAAAAAUUACAUCAAUCAUUAGAAACUAUUCAAAAGCUAAAUGCAGAGUUAUGUUCUAAUAUAGAUUCUGAAAGUGAAGGAACUAUUAGGGAUGAAAAUAAUGAAAAUUCCAAUUUUUCCUCUACUAAUACAAUUCAAUUAAUGCCCUCGAUAACAGUAAAUGGAUUAGGAAUUAAAAUUAUAAUUAAAUGUCUAAAUUGUAAAGCAACAACGGAACAUAGUAAUAAAUCACCUGAAAUAGAUUUUUCAACAAGUAUAGCUGUAGCAGGAUUAGUUGGUGGUAUAAAUCGUGAAGAAUGGCAAUCUAUGCUUGCAUUAGUUAGAAUCACACGACAAAGUGGUAAAUCACAAUACUUUGCUAAACAAGAUAAACUUUUUGAUGGCUUAAAAAAUGAAGCAGUUAAUUUAGCUCAAAAAGUAUUACAUAAAGUUCUUGAUAAAUUAAUUGAAAACAAACAAUUUAAUUUAGAAGUUAGUUUUGAUUGCCAAUGGAAUCAUAUUCGUGAAGCACCAGCAGCUAGUGUAGUUACAAUUAAUGAAGGCAACCAUAAUGGUAGUUCUAGUACUAUGGAACAUUCAAUAUUAAUUACUAUUAUUGAACAAAUAUCACCAGUACUCAAAACUUCAAAAAUUGUUUUAGAUGUCAGAAUUGAUGGAGAUUUAAAUAGUAAUAAAACACUUGGUACUCAAAAAAUCGUUUAUAAAAUUUGUGCUAAUUUAAAGCAUAAUGCAAAAAAUGUUAGAGCAAAAAUAGCCAAAAAUAAUAAAUGGAAACAUCUUGAAUCACCAAUUAUGAAAUAUUACAUUCAAUGUGUAUAUGCAGCAACUGCACGUGCUAAUGAUCCUAAUUUACUAACUCCAACUGAACAAGAUUUGUUUAAAAUGCAAACUAAAGGUGUAAUAGCACAUUUGCAAAAUAAUCAUGAUGAUUAUUGGAAUGAAGUUUGUUGGUUUACAGAAAAUCCUGAUAUAAUACUUCCUGAACCAAAUUUAAUACUAUAUACUAAAAGUCAAUGUGAAGCUUUGUUAAAAGACUUAAAACAAUAUAUGAAAUUAACAGAACAAGGAUUAAUAACUACAAUUCGAACAAGUGCAAAUGAAGCAGUAAAUCGUAUUAAAUUAAAGAGGAUUUCUAUUUGUACCUGGUGGGUACAAUACCCACCCUGA